AGAGUUCAUAGGAUAGAUUAGACCCAUGCCUCCCCACUCUAUCCCUUCGCCACGUUCACGGGAAAACAUUAUUGGAAACCACAAAGGUGCACACUGCGCACCCCACCACCUCUCUACACUACCCUCUCUUCUCUCAACGAAAAAACAAAAGAAAAGCUUAAAACUUUGCACCACCCCACCUCCAAAUUUCAAGAUCAGACCCCAUUUUCCUCAAAAUUAACCCUUUUUUCACAUACUCAUUUGGAUUUUGCUUGGUGUAACUGUUACUUGUGCAACUAAACCUGAGCUUAAGUUGGGUUCUUUGAGUUUUCCCUUUCAUGGCGAUUAGUCUUCUUCUUUGGCUGCUGCUGGCCAAGGGUCUUGCGUUGGAGGGUGUAGUUGGUGCCACAUUUUCUUCUAGGCUUGUUCACCGCUUCUCUGAGGAGGCCAAGGCUCAUUUGGCUUCAAGGACCAACGGUUCUGUGCUUCAAAGUUGGCCUAAGAGGAACAGUUCUGAGUAUUUCAGGUUUCUUUUUAGCAGUGACAUGACACGGCAGAGGAUGAAGCUUGGUUCACAGUAUGAGUCUUUGUACUCUUCUGAAGGAAGCCAGACCUUCUACUUUGGAAAUGCGUUUGGUUGGUUGCAUUACACGUGGAUUGAUGUAGGAACUCCAAAUGUUUCAUUUCUUGUUGCGUUGGAUGCUGGAAGUGAUCUGCUUUGGGUUCCCUGUGACUGCAUUGAAUGUGCUUCCUUGUCACCCGGACAUUACAAUGUGCUUGAUAGGGAUCUUAAUCAGUAUAGACCAUCAUUGUCCAGUACCAGCAGACAUUUACCUUGCGGUCAUCAGUUGUGCAAUCUAAGUUCCCUUUGCAAAGGUUCUAAGGAUCCAUGCCCUUAUAUUGUUCAGUAUGUCUCAGAUAAUACCUCAACUUCUGGAUAUCUUAUUGAGGACAAACUACAUUUGGCUUCCUAUGGCAGACAUGGAGAACAAAAUUCUGUGGAAGCCUCUAUCAUUUUAGGUUGUGGAAGGAAGCAAACUGGUGACUAUUUAGAAGGAGUUGCUCCUGAUGGUGUUUUAGGGCUAGGACCGGGAAGCCUUUCUGUCCCAAGUUUGUUAGCAAAGGCUGGAAUUAUUCGGAAUUCCUUUUCAAUUUGUUUGAAUGAGAAUGAAUCUGGGAGAAUUCUCUUUGGCGAUCAAGGGCAUGUUACCCAACAUUCUACACCAUUCUUGGUUGCGGAUGGGGAUUUUAUUGGCUAUUUUGUUGGAGUAGAAAGCUUGUGUGUUGGGAGUUUAUGUUUCAAGGAAGCCAGGUUGCAAGCACUUAUUGACAGUGGAACCUCUUUCACAUAUCUUCCAGAUAAAGUUUAUGAAAAAGUUGUAGCAGAGUUUGACAAACAAGUAAAUGCAACCAGGAUUAGUCUCCAACAAUUCCCAUGGGAGUACUGCUAUAAUGCCAGUUCACAGGAGUUAAUUAACACUCCCCCUUUGAAGCUCACUUUCUCUAGGAAUCAAACAUUUUCAAUUCAAAAUCCAAUAUUGACUUAUUCUGAAAGUCAGGAAUACACCAUCUUUUGUUUGACUGUAAUCCAGUCUGAAGAUGACUAUUGUACCAUUGGACAAAAUUUCCUUAUAGGAUAUCGCACAGUCUUUGAUUGGGAGAAUCUACGGUUUGGCUGGUCUAGAUCAAAUUGUCAAGAUAGCACAGGAGAUAGAGCAAAUUUCUCAUCAUCUGGUGGUGGAUCAACAAAUCCUUUACCAGCCAAUCAGCAGCAGAGUUUCCCUAACAGUCGUAGCGUGCCACCCGCCGUCGCCGGACAUGCAUCCUCCAAAUCCUCUGCAGCCACACCUGGACAUUCCUCUAGGCAUUCCUUGAUUUCAUUGUUAAUGAUAUGUGUCACUGUUGGCUUUGGUUAUCUUGUUUUGUGUAUCUGAUUCACUUGUAAAUUUCUCUCCUUUCCUGACUCGACCGUUGUGCGGUUUUUGCUUUUUCAAUUUUGUAGGCUGUUGUAUCUAUUCGGCUUAGUGAGAUACUUAUAUUUAUUUUGGUAUAUUCUUUCGGUUUGUAGGCCUUUUUAAUCUAUUUAUCAUUUUAUUUUG
Messenger RNA from Abrus precatorius (Indian licorice), 2078 nucleotides. RefSeq names its product aspartic proteinase-like protein 1. Gene Ontology annotation, molecular function: aspartic-type endopeptidase activity. The transcript is spliced from 10 exons. NCBI's taxonomy places the organism in Eukaryota, Viridiplantae, Streptophyta, Magnoliopsida, Fabales, Fabaceae. Gene Ontology annotation, biological process: proteolysis. The record is from RefSeq and is a predicted model, not a curated record. Bases 318 to 1913 code for a protein of 531 amino acids.